AUGUCUCGUAUUCAGAUCCCCCUCGACGUUAUUACGUCGCGCUUCAACCUCUCGGAGCGCUUUUCGGGCCUCAAUUCGGGUAGCUUGACCAGCCGCUUCUCAAACCUCAGGCCCUUGUCCGAGUUCUUCGACUUCAAGCGCCUUUCCAAGCCGCAAAACUUUGGCGAGGUUCAGUCGCGCGUCAACUACAACCUCAGCUACUUCAGCAGCAACUACAGCGUCAUUUUCGUUAUGCUCUGCAUCUACACCCUGCUGACGAACUGGUGGCUGCUCUUCGACAUCAUCUUUGUCACCCUCGGCAUGUUCCUCAUCGGUAAGCUCGACGGACGUGACCUUGAGAUCGGUACUUUCAAAGCCUCGCCCAGCCAGCUCUACACUGGCCUGCUGGUAAUCGCGAUACCAGUUGGCUUGAUUGCCUCGCCCUUCUCUACCAUUGCCUGGCUGAUCGGAGCCAGCGGUGUCACCAUCAUCGGCCACGCUGCCCUGAUGGACAAACCUAUCGAUGAGGCUUUUUCUGGGGAGGCGGUCUAG
Pyricularia oryzae 70-15 is the source of this 531-nucleotide messenger RNA. RefSeq names its product prenylated Rab acceptor 1. Gene Ontology annotation, cellular component: Golgi apparatus. The record is from RefSeq and is a predicted model, not a curated record. Lineage: Eukaryota; Fungi; Ascomycota; Sordariomycetes; Magnaporthales; Pyriculariaceae. The transcript has a single exon. Bases 1 to 531 code for a protein of 176 amino acids.